Molecule: messenger RNA, 1305 nt
Organism: Neltuma alba
Lineage: Eukaryota; Viridiplantae; Streptophyta; Magnoliopsida; Fabales; Fabaceae
Product: inactive protein RESTRICTED TEV MOVEMENT 2-like
Exons: 2
Coding region: 1-1305 (434 amino acids)
Source: RefSeq, a predicted model, not a curated record
AUGGCUACGAAGACAAGAACAUCAAGUUCUGUUGGUCCUGUGCAUGACUACUUCGAGCCCAGCACUGAGUUAUCUGAGAAUAACGAAGUUCACUCUCUGCGCAUCCUUCUUCCAGGCUUUACAAGGGAUCAAAUAAAGAUUACAUUUAUGACCUAUACAAGGAUGUUGAAUGUUUCUGGAAAGAGGCCAAUUGAUAGUGACAAUAAUAGGUGGAUCCAUUUUGAUCAAUCAUAUCCUAUUCCACGGAACUGCGAUGAAGGCAAGCUCAAGGCCAACCUUAGUGAGGGAGUUCUCAUCAUUACAAUGGCAAAGAAGAUUCUUUCCCAACAUUCUCCCAGAACGGAAGCCCAACAAAAAAGCCGAUUUCCCUCAAAGAAACAAGUGCCUAGGCCUAAUGGAAAGACCCAGGAAAAGCCCACAGAUCCUACAGUUAUUGAUUCAAAACCUGAAAAAGUCCAUGAAAAAAUCCAACAAAAGUAUGGACCUACUCAGGUUGAAGACCUAAGGCCUGAGACCCGCAAAACAACCCAAGAGCCUAGGACCAAGGAGGCGCAAGAGGGAAGCCCUCAUAAAUAUACCCCUGUAUUGGAAGGCCCAGCGCCUGAAAAGACCUAUUGGAGUCCUCAAGGAUUUACACAAGGUAAAUCGGAAGAAAAAACAGCUGGAGGAACCCAUGAUGAGGAAAUUCCUUUUAAAUUCAGAAUUCGUAGAGGGAAAGAAGAUUUUAAAAAAAUGGAAGACGACAAAAAAGGAUUAAAAGCUCUUAUGCCUCCAGAUCCUACCAAGGAGUCUAAGCUUAAAGGCCAAGAUGAAACUGAACCCAUCCCCACAAUGAUAAAGUCUCAGAGAAAGCUCAUUGAUAAAACGCCUCCGGUUGGCCCGUUUGAAAUAGAGCAAAGACCCACAUUAAAGUUUGCUCCAAAAAAGCGCGAAGAUGAAAGGUUUGAAAAGGGUGCUGAAGAAAUUGAGAAAGAAAGAGGAACUAAUAAGGAAGAAGAAGGAAAAUUACUAGGAAAGCCCGAGAAAAUAUUAAAAGAAAAGGAAAUAAAGACAAGACAAAAGACUGCAGAAAUAACAAAAAAAGAAAAUGAAACUUUGCCUACAAAAGAAGAUAGAGUUGGCACAAUAGGGAAAGGAAUAAGACAAGUGUCAUCUUCAACUUCAGAGGUUGUGACAAAAAUUUCAGAAGGAAAAUGGAAGGAAGAAGAGAAGCCAAUGCUUAUAAAUAUGGGUGCUGCAAUUUUAGUGAUUGCAGCUAUAGGAGUGUAUGUAUCCUAUAAGGUUACCUCUUCUGGCAGUACCUGA